Molecule: messenger RNA, 237 nt
Organism: Eruca vesicaria subsp. sativa (arugula)
Lineage: Eukaryota; Viridiplantae; Streptophyta; Magnoliopsida; Brassicales; Brassicaceae
Source: the annotation of a GenBank genome assembly
AUGAAUGGAGCUGGAGGUGUUGCCUGUGAAGCCAGACGCAAGGCCCCAGUGGAGGUGAGCAAAGACAAAGGGGUUGUAGCGGUUGGGGCGUUCGGGUGGGUCAGUAACUACGACGUGCCAGUCAUGUCAACUGAUCUCAAGGCAGUAAGGAGAAUGGCGAGGAAGGCAAGCGAGAGAGGAGGGGGCUUUGCUUCGGUGCAGACAAUGGCUCUAGUGUGGACGGGGCGGGAGUCAUAG